GAGGAAGGAAGGAAGGAAGGAGAGAUUUGCUGGCUGCUUUUUUGGUGCUGCUGCGGCUGCAGCCUCCCCGUUCCAAAGAACUUGAAUUACAGCUCUGUGCAGCAGGCCCAACGUGGCAUGCAGCAACAAGUCCUGGCUCGCAAGCCGGAGGAGCGAUGCAAUCCAGCGCCAGACUCGCUCGCUCUCGAAGUUGCAUGCGUGUUUCGUGUGUGUGGAUAUAGGCGACGCUGCCGGGGGAGGGGAGGAAGCCUAGCUAGCCAGCCAGCCAGCCAGCCACUCACAGAAAGAAGUAAGGAGAUCUGCUCUCGCUCUCGCUCCCCCCCCAUACUUUAACUGCCAAUCAGGCUUAAUGGGGUAUAAAACCUGCUGGGAGGGCGAGGGAGCCGCGGAAGGCAGAUAAGAAAGUGCCCCGGGACGGGCAGCCAGAGGUCGCGGGCCAGCAGGCAACGUGAGCUAGAGAGGCAGGGAUCCAUCCCUGCCACGGAUCGCCGACUCCGGAGUAAUAAGCAGCAGCGAAGCGAAGUUGCUUCUUCUUCUCCCACCCAGUCAGGAAAAAGCCGAGGAAGAAGAGACGAGUCUGCAAAUAUUUACGCGUGUGCAUGUGCGGAAGGGAGGAGGGACCCGGCACGCUGCCCCGAGCGCCCCCCCCCCGCGCACUCCGUCCUUUUUUUUUUUUUAAAGACAACUCCUUCCAAAAGACUCCCCCCCCCGUUUUUCCCUACGAGCAAUUUCCUGAACUCCCCAGAAUAGACACGAGCCGUCUGGAAAAGCGCUGCCGGCUCCCCAGGCAGACGCCGCCGCCGCGGGCUGUCGGAGCGACUGCGAGUCCGGCUUAAGGCAGAAGAACGAGAGAGAAAAAGAACUUUGCUUUGCCAAAAAUAAAGGGGGGGUGGAUCCUUUGGGAUCCGGAUCUUCGAGCAACUCUGGAAAGUUCUCUUGGCCUGGCGCUGGCCGGUCCCUUCGGCUUCCUCGGCCCCCUCCCGCGCGCCCCUCGGCAGAUGCGUCUCCUCGGGAGUAAGCCCCGUUGUUCCGCAUGGGGCUCGCUCCCAGGUGAGAGUGGCUAGGCUCCUGCCUGCGAUCGCCCUCGCCGGCCGAUCAGAACCUUUUUUUUUUUGCCUUUCACCGGCAGCCCCUCCAGCCCAAACCUCGCGCAACGCCUGGAGCAGGAUUUUGCGCAAGGCGACCUUUCGUUUUGGGGUCGGCUGCGUGGUGGAUCUAGGAGAGCCACUUUGGGGGGAGACGUCCCCCUUUCUUCCGACCUCCCUCGAAACGGACCCUCCCCAACUGACUCCUGCUUCGUCGUCCCCCCCCCCCCCCAGGAUGGUUUGGAGGCGGCUGGGCGCUUGGCUCCUUUUCCCCGUCCGGCUGCUCUGCCUGGUGGCCAAGGCGGCGGCGGGCUCCCUGCUGCCCGGCAGACUCCGCGACCUGGCCGGGGACAGCGUGCUGGUCACCGGAGGAGGCCGAGGCAUCGGGCGCUACUUGGCCAAGGAGUUCGCCAGACGCGGCGCCCGGAAGAUUGUCCUGUGGGGUCGAACUGAGAAGUGCCUAAAGGAAACCACGGAAGAGAUCCGGGCGAUGGGUACGGAGUGCCAUUACUUCAUCUGCGACGUGGGCAACCGGGAAGAGGUCUAUCAGCAGGCCAAAGCUGUCCGUGAAAAGGUGGGAGAUAUCACCAUACUAGUGAACAAUGCAGCCGUCGUUCAUGGCAGGAGCCUGAUGGAAAGUGAUGACGAUGCACUCCUGAAAUCGCAGCACAUCAACACGCUGGGACAAUUCUGGACCACAAAGGCCUUCCUGCCACGGAUGCUGGAACUACAGAAGGGCCACAUAGUUUGCCUCAAUUCCAUCUUGGCCUUAUCCGCCAUUCCUGGGGCCAUUGAUUAUUGCACUUCCAAAGCCUCCUCCUUUGCCUUCAUGGAGAGUUUGACCCUGGAGCUGCUAAACUGCCCUGGAGUGAACGCAACCACCGUCCUGCCCUUCUACACCAGCACGGAGAUGUUUCAAGGCAUGCGAAUCAGAUUCCCCAACCUCUUCCCUCCGCUAAAGCCAGAGAUGGUGGCCCGGAAGACGGUCGAAGCUGUUCAACAGAACCAAGCUUUUCUCCUUCUCCCAUGGACUAUGCACAUCCUGAUCAUCUUGAAAAGUAUCCUCCCGCAAGCAGCGCUUGAAGAAAUCCACAAGUUCUCCGGGAGCUACACCUGCAUGAACACUUUCAAAGGGCGCACAUAGGCGCCAUGUCUCCCUCACACACUGAACAGGCUGCGAGCCCGGCGAGGGCAUCGGGAAGCCUCCUGUGGCCACAGGCUUGCUCUUGCUUGCCACAGCGACAGCAUCGAGAGCCACAGCAAUGCAGCCUUCUUUGCAAAAAGGGCAGAACAACUCACGGUGGCAAGGAAGGGAGGGAAAAACAGCAGGAUGCCUUGACCCGACACUUUAGGAAAUGACUGUUUCCCAUUUGCAAUGUAGUUUUUAAGAGGAGUUUCAAGGUGUAAUGGUUGCAGAGCCUCCUAAACCUGAAUUCAUUGCACUUCCGCCUGCUAAUCAGGAAUUGCAAAUGACUUUAAGGGGCUCCCCCCUCUGUUUUUGGAAGGAGGGUUCUUCAUUUGUAAAGGUUGUAAGGCUUCACUAGCCUCGGAUGACUGUGGAGACUAGUUUGUUGCUUUUUCAUCACCGUGAUGGGAUGCCAUGCUUUUCCAGCUGAGAAAGCUGCAUGGGUCCUUGGCUCCUACUGCAUACCAGGGAAAUAGUACGGAACGUUCCUUUGUGAGGGACAAAUCAGCAGGAGUCUUUGGCAAUGAACAGACUGGGACAGGAUUAAGUGCUUCUGUUGUAAGGGGUUAUUAUUGGAGGGGAGGGUGCUUCUUACGUCUGCCCUGUUUGGACAGAGAAAACCAUCACAACCGCCUUGGUGGAUUGCACCCAGUAGUCUGUUUCCAACUGUGGACAGUCUGAUCUCUCUGGGUGGACUUCAUUCCGUUGUUCUUUUGUCUGUGGGAUGAGACCCUCUGCCUCUGAACGUGAUGUGGUCAUUCUUAGCUAGGAUGGUUAAUCACAGUGGCAAGACUUCACUAUAAGAAGUUCGCAGGUUAAGCGAAGCCACGUGAGGGGAUCUCAAGAGUUCUUUUCAGUAGGUCAUUGGUGUUCUCUCUGUGGUGGCCAGAGGCAUUCUGGGAAGGAUUAGGGGAGGCUGCCUCUGUUCAAAUACACAUGAUCAAACUGUCCAGCCCUCUUCUGAGAUAAAUCCAGCUUUUUCUUCCUUCUAACACCUCUACAUGAGCACAAAACUGGCCAUUAAUGCAUAUUCAUAAAUAAGUAAAUAAUUUGCUAACCUUCAGUAAUGGUCUCUGUGUGGGUUUGGCAUGACUGCCCAUUCAAAAAGCAGCUCAAAAGAUAAUGGGUCAUUGGGGUGAAGAGUCCAGUGAGAGAUGCCGUCUCCUUUCUGACAGUGUGAUCAGAAUCUGACCAAUGGGGUCUGCAACAACAUGUUGCAGGGUAACGUGCUUCUGUUCAGGGUGCCAGCCAUACCCUCUUCCAGGGUACUCCAUUCCAUUCUCCAGUUUUUUGUGCCCCCUAGCCCCAAACAAUCAGUUAGUAUUCCGGGCCCACCGAGCCUGCUCAGGCUCCACAGAAUUGUUUUUGGGUCUUACCACCACCACACCAAAAAAGCAGGGUUUUUUUCCCCCUAAUGUUCAACCACAAUCUACCCUCUGGAGUGACUUAAGCCCAUUAGAUCCAGUCCUGCCCUUUGGGUUGGCAGCAGAGAACGAGGCUCUGCCCUCAGAAAUGUAACAGAUGUUUGGGGGUUGGAAGAGGUGAAACACACCCAGUUCCUUUGGCCUUUCCUCAUGGGACUUUCAUUUUUUCUACUCCUGACCAUUUUCACUGCCAUCCUGUGAACCCAUUCCAGAUCUGGACACAGGGCUUCCAGAUGAGAUCUCACUAGUGUGAAAUCAGCGAAUCCUAGACCGGUAUGCUUGGUGCCCCCGUUAGAGUUCUUUAGCCUCUGGUCCCCAGAUAUUAUCGGACUAUAACUUCCAUCAUCUCCACUCAACUUAGCCAAAGCGAUGUUUGGAGUUAUAGUUGAAAAACAUAUGGGGAUCUCACAGUUGAAGAACACUGCAUUACAGGAUGUGAGGGGGACACCUAGGGUGUGGUGAUAAGAGUGGAGGAACAAGUCGGAUGGGGAGCCUGUGGCCCUCAGAUGUUGCUGGGCUUCCCACACCUUCAUUCCUGACAUUGGGGCUGAUCUGGAUCAAAUACAGUUUCCCUACCCAUGUAUUAGGCUACAGACAUGCUUGCUGUGAUGCCCAGCUUCUGUUGCUUCUCCGCCUCUGUUUUUGAAUCUGGGUGCACCCGACGUUUCGUGCCCCACCCCGUUUUACUCCAAAAACUUUCCCUUCAAGCCGAGUUGAAAAACUCUUUAGCCUAUCAACCCGUUGUGGUUCUGAGGUGUGUCCAAUGGAAAUACUUUUGCAGUUGGCAGUCCUAAAAGCUCUGGCAUCAGCAGUGGGCUGAGUGUAUUCCAUCGAGCAAAAAAGAUGCACACAGCUUCGUUUCAAACCACACCCAGACAAAAUGGCCUCACUGCUUUUUAAGCAACUAGUGUGCACGUAGCCUUAGGUCCGGUGGCUUUCAGACUGCAUGCUGGGUUUCCCUUUGAAGCCCAUCCAUGA
Rhineura floridana is the source of this 4673-nucleotide messenger RNA. It is a transcript of the gene DHRS3, whose product is annotated as dehydrogenase/reductase 3. Gene Ontology annotation, cellular component: lipid droplet. Bases 1321 to 2229 code for a protein of 302 amino acids. Lineage: Eukaryota; Metazoa; Chordata; Lepidosauria; Squamata; Rhineuridae. Gene Ontology annotation, molecular function: oxidoreductase activity, acting on the CH-OH group of donors, NAD or NADP as acceptor. The transcript has 6 exons. The record is from RefSeq and is a predicted model, not a curated record.